Medicago truncatula (barrel medic) is the source of this 726-nucleotide messenger RNA. Its product is annotated as repetitive proline-rich cell wall protein 2. NCBI's taxonomy places the organism in Eukaryota, Viridiplantae, Streptophyta, Magnoliopsida, Fabales, Fabaceae. Gene Ontology annotation, cellular component: extracellular region. The record is from RefSeq and is a predicted model, not a curated record. The transcript has 2 exons. Bases 1 to 726 code for a protein of 241 amino acids. Gene Ontology annotation, molecular function: structural constituent of cell wall.
AUGACAACAGUGACGACUAUAACGAGACUCGCUAUUGACUAUGACAACAGUGACGACUAUAACGAGACUCCCUACUUUUUGGGACCACCUGUUGAGAAACCACCUGUACACAAGCCACCAGUUGAGAAGCUACCUGUUUACAAGCCACCUGUAGAGAAACCUCCGGUGUACAAGCCACCUGUUGAGAAGCCCCCAGUUUACAAACCUCCAGUAGAGAAGCCUCUAGUGCACAAGCCACCAGUUGAUAAACCACCUGUACACAAGCCACCAGUUGAGAAGCUACCUGUUUACAAGCCACCUGUAGAGAAACCUCCGGUGUACAAGCCACCAGUUGAGAAGCCCCCAGUUCACAAACCUCCAGUAGAGAAGCCUCCAGUUCACAAACCUCAAGUGGAGAAGCCACCUGUAUACAAGCCACCAGUUGAGAAGUUUCCAAUUUACAAACCUCUAGUAGAGAAGCCUCCAGUGCACAAGCCACGAGUUGAGAAACCACCUGUACACAAGCCACCAGUUGAGAAGCUACCUUUUUACAAGCCACCUGCAAAGAAACCUCCGGUGUACAAGCCACCAGUUGAGAAGUCCCCAGUUUACAAACCUCCGUUAGAGAAGCCUCCAGUGCACAAGCCACCGGUUGAGAAACCACCUGUAUACAAGCCACCAAUUGAGAAGCCCCCAGUUCACAAGCCUCCAUUCGAGAAGCCACCGAUUUACACACCUCCAUUCUAG